UUCCGGCUGGAGCGGACAUCUUGUGGAAGCUCUGCAGUGAAGACGAGACAGCGGGAGAGGGACGAGCGGAGCUGGAAGCGGCAGAAAACGUCAGCUAAGCUAGCUAAGGCAGUCAGAGCAAGAGGAAGGCGGAGGAAAAUAAAACCACCAGCUUACCGGUGAUCGUUGGUGUGUUUUUUGAUCACCGUUGAUUGAGUCACACACAGAGUGAAAAGCGUGGCAGUUAGUUGUCUACCGAGCUACCCGUUUUUAUUUGCCUGGCGAUUUCAACUCGGAACAGAUUGCCCCCGGGUAACCCCACAGAGAGAGAGAAUGGCGCUGAAGCGAAUUCACAAGGAGCUUAAUGACUUGGCACGUGACCCCCCCGCACAGUGUUCCGCAGGCCCGGUUGGAGACGACAUGUUUCACUGGCAGGCUACAAUCAUGGGACCUAACGACAGUCCAUAUCAGGGUGGUGUUUUCUUCUUGACAAUUCAUUUCCCCACAGACUACCCUUUCAAACCACCGAAGGUUGCAUUUACCACAAGAAUUUAUCAUCCUAAUAUUAACAGUAAUGGCAGCAUCUGUCUCGAUAUUCUAAGAUCACAGUGGUCUCCUGCAUUAACUAUUUCUAAAGUUCUUUUGUCCAUUUGUUCACUGUUAUGUGAUCCAAACCCAGAUGACCCUCUAGUGCCAGAGAUCGCACGCAUCUACAAAACAGAUAAUGAAAAGUAUAAUAGACUAGCACGGGAAUGGACAGAGAAGUAUGCAAUGCUUUAGGGUACAACAGAAUAGCGCGGGAAUGGACUCAGAAGUACGCAAUGUGAUGCCACCUUGCGCAAGUCAGAACAACCUGCAUUAUAGCUGGAAUAAACUUUCAAUUACUGGUUUCUUUUUUUGGUUCUUAUUCGGCUGCUCCCUGUAUCAAACCGUAUCUAGGUUUUUUAUUAUUAUUAUUAUUUUUGCCCCACAUUCAUUCACAUGCUCUUACAAGAAGAUAGCGUCUCUGACCUGGUUUUCUUGAGUUUUUAAAAUGUAGUUUUCCAUUGAAAGUUUCCCAUGGUUCUUUCUGAACUCUAAAUGGAGCAUGUGGCCAUAAAAAGGCCAACACAUCACCCCAGCCACUCGGUUAUGAGGCUAUAA
This is a messenger RNA of Megalops cyprinoides (Indo-Pacific tarpon), 1122 nucleotides long. Its product is annotated as ubiquitin-conjugating enzyme E2 D2-like. Gene Ontology annotation, biological process: protein K48-linked ubiquitination; ubiquitin-dependent protein catabolic process. Gene Ontology annotation, molecular function: ubiquitin conjugating enzyme activity. The transcript has 8 exons. Lineage: Eukaryota; Metazoa; Chordata; Actinopteri; Elopiformes; Megalopidae. The record is from RefSeq and is a predicted model, not a curated record. Bases 313 to 759 code for a protein of 148 amino acids. Gene Ontology annotation, cellular component: nucleus.